Lolium perenne is the source of this 2876-nucleotide messenger RNA. Its product is annotated as endoribonuclease YBEY, chloroplastic. The record is from RefSeq and is a predicted model, not a curated record. Gene Ontology annotation, molecular function: metalloendopeptidase activity. Gene Ontology annotation, biological process: rRNA processing. NCBI's taxonomy places the organism in Eukaryota, Viridiplantae, Streptophyta, Magnoliopsida, Poales, Poaceae.
UCGAUCAAAGUGAGUUGAGCUGCCUGGGGCUGUUCGUUCUGUCUCGCGUCUUCACGCACAGAGCCUCUGGUUCAAGAACAGGAACUUGGCGGCGGCGGCGGUAGUCUUCACGCAGCUCCGGCCGCCGGCGGAAAUCCACGAAAACGGGCGAGCUCUCCCUCGCGACGCUAGUUGAUGCAGAUGACGGAUUUUAGAUGAUUUUCUCUCAGUAAUUGUUCAUUAUGACUGAUCUGGGCAAAUUUCAAUUCAAUCUGGCACGCGGGGCUAGGUGUGCUUCUUCAGCGACGAUUUCCGUCGGGUGUGUACCCAGGGCAAUUCAGUCCUCAGUUUUUCCCCUAAAUCCUCUAAACAAAAGAAAGUAAGUGAAAAGGGCAAAUAAUAUAGUUACCAAACUAAACGGUGGCAAAAAAGAAAGGUCAAACUAAUGGAGGGCAAAUAGUAGAGGUGCCAAGUAAAUAGGGGCAAAAAAUAAAAUUCCCCGUCGGUCAGAGGCGUUUGGGGGACUAAACCCAAGUGCAGCGUGGUUUAACCCUAUCAUCUUCUUCCUGCCGCCGUCUCUCGAGCUAGAACCUUCUAAACCCCCACCACACGCGCGCGACCUCCGCCUCCCGAUGGCGCGGCUCCACCACCUCCUGGCCCGCGCGCUCGCCUCCCACCACCUACUCCGCCCGUCUCCGCUCCCUUUCUCAGCGCGGCCGACUCUCCCGCUGCACUCGCCGCCGCCGCCGCCGCAUCCCCAUCCCCAUACCCGCAGCGCACCCCCUUUCCUCGCCGCCGCCUCGCGGUACUACGGUUCACCCGCAUCCAGACGGCGUCGGCGCGGUUCAGCCCCGCCGAUGCUGCCGAGGCGGAGGCGGGCGAGGCGGAAGGGCCCGAGCGAGCUCAGCGUCCAGAUCGGCAUCGAAGAAGCCCUCCCCGACGACCCCCUAAUCCUGAGUAUCGCAGAGGCGCUUCGAACGGAUGUUGGGAGGGCGAUGAAGCUGGCAUUCCACAAUCUGGAGAACUCGGAGUACAAGACCAGGGACACUUCCAUAAGAAAUGUGGGUACCUACAACAGGGUCGAGGUCUCUCUGCUGCUCUGCGAUGACGGUUUCAUCAGGAGGCUGAACAAGGAAUGGAGGGACGAGGACCAUGCCACGGACGUCCUGUCGAUGUCGCAGCAUAUCCCGGGCCUUGAUAUCCCCAUCCUGCAGUUGGGUGACUUGGUAAUUUCGGUCGAGACAGCCUGUCGGCAGGCAGAGGAAAGAGGCCACACGCUUCUUGAUGAGAUGAGAAUUCUCACGGUGCAUGGAUUAUUGCAUUUAUUGGGCUUUGAUCAUGAACUCGGCAAGGAGGCUGAAGAAGAGAUGGAGAAGGAAGAAGAACAAAUAUUAAGUACUCUUGAAUGGAAAGGGAAAGGACUCAUUAGGAGUGCAUAUCAUUUCAGUACCGAUAUGGAUCAUUCAGAAAAUUCUGAUGAGGCCAAUAGAGAUGUAGAGAAAAUGAGCUUACGGGAGGGUCAUCAUCAGCCAAAACUGACCCAUAUAGUAUGUGAUAUAGAUGCUACUCUCGUGGAUGAUGAAGGACACCUGCGUGCAGAAUCUAUGGAACCUUUGAGAGAGGCUAUAUCACGGGGAGUAACUGUUAUCAUGGUUACUGGGAGGACCCGGGCUUCCACCAUAGCAACUUUCAAGCUUCUUAAUAUGGAAGGAAAAGAUGAAUUUAUAUCGGAGAAUUCACCUGGUGUAUUUCUACAGGGUUCACUUGUUUACGGAGGGAAUGGCCAACUGAUUUAUAGAGCAAACUUGGAUGUGGAUAUAUGCAAGGAGGCAUGUUUGUACUCCUUAAAGAAUAAAACUCCUCUUGUUGUAUACUGUGAGGAACAAUGUUUGACCUUGUUUGAACAUCCUUCUGUUGACUUGUUGCACACUCUGCACCAUGAGACCAAGGUAGAAGUAAUGCCUUCAGUUGAAGACCUCUUAGAAUGUUCAUCCAUUCAGAAGUUGCUUUUCCUUACCAAUGCGGAGGAAGAUAUAUCUGUCCUAAUACAGCAUUGGUCAGAAUUAACAGAAGGGAAAGCAUGUGUUGUCAAAGCGCAGCCAAAUGCACUUGAGAUUGUUCCCCUUAAUGCUUCUAAAGGUGGUGGUAUCAGGGUGCUACUUGACCAUCUUGGAAUAACUGAAGAUUCUGAUCUUGAGGCUGUUGGAGACUAAGGACCUGUUCGGAACAUCUUCGCUCCUCCACAAUUGAUUCUGGAGCGGAUGGAGCUGCAGUGCAAUUUUACGGAUCAGCUCAAACCGAGCUCUACAUGCUCCAUGGAUUUCCACGGAGUGGAGAGCUUCAGAACGGGCUCUAAACCAGAUGGCCAAGCAACAAGUGAUCCAACUGAUAUGAUUAUUGAAGUAUUCUUUAGCAAGAGAGUAUUUAUGGAGAAAGCUUGAGAUAUUUUAAGAAAUGGCAUGUAUGGGAUGCACAGAAGGCAACAAUUAGUUCUCCUGCAACCAUGUACUUCAGAAAAGGGAUGUGGAUGUUGGGAGUGACAAGUUUGAUAUAUUUCCUUAAGAUGUGGGCGUUGGAGAGAUGUCCUUAAUGGAGCUGGCCAGAAAUGAAAACCAGACGAGCCUAUCCAUAUGAUAUCAUGAAGACAAACACCAAUUGAAACGUUUUUCAACCUGUGACUACGUUAUAUAACAACUCCUGUGCCCCUUGAUUCUGAGCAACCUUUCAUUGUCAUUAUUCAUGAAAAUAUUGAUUUUGCACAUAAAUACUUGUACAGUUGUCCUUUGAAGAACAUUUGUAAUGAUUGUUUAGCCCAUCGUUCCCCCAUCUGAUGACAAUUUGUUUAUAAGGAAUCAUGGGAAAGUUUAACGGAAGUAGCUGUAAGCUGCUGUAUGAUC